AGCGACCACCACCACGGGUGUAUAAGCGACCACCACCACGGGAGUAAAAGCGACCACCACCAUCACGGGAGGCAAACAUGGCUCUCGCCCGGCUCUUUUCUGCUCAGUGUACUCUGGCUCGAGCCCUGCUCCUCCCUCACACACACACGCCGUGUGUGUUGUCAGUGGCAUGCAAGCAGACUGUUGCCGAACAGCUUGGUCUUCCUAACCCACCCAAACGACCCUUGUCUCCAUAUUUACGAUUUAUACAACAGUAUUAUGAAGAAAACAAAGCAAAGUUUCCCAAAUUGUCUUCAAAAGAAAUAUUUGCCAAGUCAGUUCAAGACUGGAGAAAUACAAAUGCAGAUGAUAAGCUCAAGUGGACAUCACAGUAUGAGAAAGAAAAGGCGGUAUAUGACAUCCGGUAUAGUGAUUAUGUGAAGCAGCUGAGCCCAAACCAGUUAGACAGUAUAAAGAUUUUAAAAAAGAAGCGAUCUGAUGAGAAAAUUAAGAGACAACAGCGACGUGAGAAAAAGAAGGAAUGUGAAGAACUUGGGAAGCCCAAAUAUCCCGGAAAUGCCUUCAUGCUCUAUUUGUCAACACUAGAUAGAGGAGAUGCACCAGCUAAGGAGUUUAUGUCUGGAGCAGCUAAACAGUGGAAUAUGUUACCAGAAGAAACGCAAAUUGUAUAUCGCGAAAAGGCAAAGGAAAGCUUAAAAAUAUAUCAGAAUGACCUCGCAGAAUGGGAAGUUAAAAUGUUGAAAGCUGGCAGAGCAGAUUUGGUCCGUGUGAAUCAGCUCAAAGAAGAAUUUUUAAUCAAUCGCCCAUCCCAAAAGGGUAAAAACUAGGGACUCGCAUCAGGUGAUGGUGAGGAACAGUCCAUUAGUACUGUUGUUGACUUCUUACCCAUUUUCCAUGAUCCAAUGGUGACGAAUAUUUUUCAGCACAAACCAAAGAAAAACAGAAAUGACCAGGAAACCCUAGCAGAGUCGGUAAAAAUUAGGAAAAAAGCAGUCUCAGAAAUAUUAAUAAAGAAAAAGAGAGAGCAUUCAGCUUUUGUGGUUUCUGGUAUGGAAAUGGGCCAUAAAAAGAGGAAGAAAAAGAAAAGGAAUGGAUGUGAAACUUCCGAUAGUAAUCAAGCCAACUCUGUUAAAGUGGGAAUAACGGGAGGGUUAACCAGUGAGGUUAUUCCAUCUUCAGAACCAUUCUCUGGAAAUAAGCUAGCAUCAGCCGGUCAAAUGCCGGGUGAAGUGGCUUUGAAUAAGAAACCAGGCUUUGGACUUUCCAAAUUAUCACUUGAGAAAAUGAGUAUCCAGUUUGGAAGUGUGGGGGAAAGUAUAUGCAAAAACUUUGUUGGUAAAGAUUUUUCUGACGUGCCAUUGAUAUUUGAGAAAGCAUUCAGUAUCUAUGGGGAAUGCAGCUUUUUAAAUGCAUAUACCAAGUUUUGUAAAUCUGCUGGUAAUUUUCAUGAACUUGAAGUAACCAAAUUGCUGAAAGUGUACAUCAAAAGAGAAGAAUUACUGGCAAGCAGUGCUAGAUUGCAGGAAGUGUGGGUUUCUAGCAAUGUAACGAAUUUCUCACAAACUUCAAGACAACGUUAUAGAAGUAUAUAUGUCGCUGAAAUUGACCUAAUAAAUGUUAAGGAUGAUAAACAGCUCUUGUCCAGCCAUACUGCACCAAAAGAGUUACUGGUGCUGUCCCUCAGUGAAAAAGAGCCUGCAAAAUCAUCUGAUCUGGAAGGUAAACUGAAAUAUUUAGGUUGUGCAAAGCACGGCUUUAAUUUGCCGGCAGUUGUCUCAGAAUGUUUAGUCGAUGAUGGAUGUAUAUCUAGGAUUGUACAUACGUUGGGUGACCAGUCUUAUUUGAACGGACUAAAAUUCAGGGUACUUCAUAUAUUAGUACAAAGCGAGGACACAUUUUUCAAAGAUAAAGCUGUUAAUCUAGCUCCCAUUAAUUCUAAAGAUGUCAUUAGUAUGGAAGGAGUUUCAUCUUUCCAGUGUCAUUUAUCUCAUGUUAAAAUAUUAGGUAAACCUGUACAUUAUCCAGUGAUGUCAUUGUUCAUUGAUUCAGAUAAUCAUUCUUGUUGCCUGAACUUAAGUCUUGCACAUUUUUUAAGCAUGAUAAUGAUAAGCAUAAUUUUAUACUGUGUAAUUAAAUAAAUCUAAAUAUACAUGCA
Molecule: messenger RNA, 2155 nt
Organism: Procambarus clarkii (red swamp crayfish)
Lineage: Eukaryota; Metazoa; Arthropoda; Malacostraca; Decapoda; Cambaridae
Product: transcription factor A, mitochondrial
Biological process (GO): regulation of transcription by RNA polymerase II
Molecular function (GO): DNA binding, bending; transcription cis-regulatory region binding
Source: RefSeq, a predicted model, not a curated record